CGAUCUUCAGCAAACCACUAAUGCGCCUUAUCCAUACAUAUAGAGUCACCUAUCGUCGAUUCCUCCAGUUGUCCGCAAGAGGUGAAAGUCAACAUUGCCGAAGAGUACCUAGCACCGUACACGGAGCAUGCGCAGUGACGAAAAAAGCACUCAUAUAAAUAAAACGAAUAGCAGCGACCGCUUCUUAGCUAGUGCUUGAAUUUUCAGCAUGGCUGACAAAAGAUUAUGGCUGUGUUGUUUUCUAAUAUUGGCGACGGUGUAUGCCCAAGAAGACGAUGAUGGUGACAAUGAACCACAAAUCGAUGAACUCUGUGAAAAUAGACCGGGUGAUGAAUAUUUUAGACUUAGUACAGAAGGAGACUGCAGAGAAGUAGUUAGGUGUGAUUUCAAUUCAGAUAUUAAGGGUGGUACGCGAUUGGCAGCCGUAAAAUGUCCGACUGGACUUGCGUUCGAUCUUGACAGACAGACUUGCGACUGGAAAGUCAAUGUCAAAAAUUGUGAUAUUGUAGAAAAACCGAGAAAGAUAAAACCAAUUUUCAAAACAGACGAACCGAGAUGUCCCGAAGGAAAGCUCAUGUGCGGUAACGAAGAAUGUAUAGAUAAAGAGCUUUUCUGUAAUGGAAAACCCGAAUGCAAAGAUGAAUCUGAUGAAAAUGCUUGCGACGUCGAAACUGACCCCAACAGGGCACCAGAUUGCGACCCAACUCAGUGCGUCCUACCGGAUUGUUUCUGUUCAGCCGACGGUACCAGAAUUCCCGGCAGUUUGGAACCAGCCAAUGUACCUCAAAUGAUCACCAUCUCCUUUAACGGUGCCGUCAAUGUAGACAACAUCGAUCUGUACGAAGAAGUCUUCUCAGGCAACAGACUCAACCCCAACGGAUGCCAAAUCCGUGGUUCGUUCUUCGUAUCGCACAAGUACACCAACUAUUCCGCUGUGCAAGACUUGCACAGAAGAGGUCACGAAAUCGCUGUCUUUUCCUUGACGCACAAAGAGGAUCCCAACUACUGGUCUCAAGGAAGUUACGAUGAUUGGUUGGCAGAGAUGGCCGGAGGCAGACUGAUUAUAGAAAGAUUCGCUAACAUCACUGAUGGUUCGAUUAUUGGAGUACGAGCACCGUACCUGAGAGUUGGUGGUAACAGACAAUUCGAAAUGAUGACAGACCAAUUCUUCGUUUACGAUUCUUCCAUAACAGCUUCGUUGGGUAGAGUACCGAUCUGGCCAUACACUUUAUACUUCAGAAUGCCACACAAGUGUAACGGAAACGCGCAUAACUGUCCCAGUAGAAGCCAUCCCGUUUGGGAGAUGGUCAUGAACGAAUUGGACAGACGUGAUGAUCCUACUUUUGAUGAAUCUUUGCCCGGUUGUCAUAUGGUCGACUCCUGUUCUAACAUCCAGACUGGAGAUCAGUUCGCCAGGCUAUUGAGACACAAUUUCAACAGGCAUUUCAACACCAACAGGGCUCCUUUAGGGCUUAACUUCCACGCUUCCUGGUUGAAGAGUAAGAAGGAAUUUAAAGAAGAAUUGAUCAAGUUUAUUGAAGAGAUGUUGGCUAGGAAUGAUGUUUACUUUGUCACCAACUUGCAAGUUAUCCAAUGGAUUCAAAACCCCACAGAAAUUAAUGGAUUGAGAGAUUUCCAGGAAUGGAAGGAGAAAUGUGACAUUAAGGGACAGCCAUACUGCUCUUUGCCCAACUCCUGUCCUCUGCAUACCAGGGAGUUACCUGGAGAGACUUUAAGACUCUUCACUUGCAUGGAAUGUCCCAAUAACUAUCCCUGGAUAUUGGAUCCUACGGGAGAUGGUUUCUCUGUUAAAUAAUUAAUUUAUUUAUAUAUUAGUGUUUUUUUGUUUGGAAAGUAAGAAAGUAACUUCUUGAUUAGAAAAAUAUACCAGUUCAAUGAACUGGGACUUCAAAGACUUUGUAUAUAGCUGUAAUCGAUUUCUUUUCUUCAUUUUACCUUGCCAAUACCUUUUUCUCUCCUAUUUAAAUACCAACGGACCAUAAAUUGAAUCAUGUUGUGACAUGUAAUAAUUGUUGAAUAAAAAAUGUUGAAAACCUUGA
Molecule: messenger RNA, 2060 nt
Organism: Psylliodes chrysocephalus
Lineage: Eukaryota; Metazoa; Arthropoda; Insecta; Coleoptera; Chrysomelidae
Source: the annotation of a GenBank genome assembly